Manacus vitellinus (golden-collared manakin) is the source of this 3741-nucleotide messenger RNA. RefSeq names its product vacuolar protein 8. Gene Ontology annotation, biological process: nucleus-vacuole junction assembly. Gene Ontology annotation, molecular function: protein-membrane adaptor activity; protein binding. Lineage: Eukaryota; Metazoa; Chordata; Aves; Passeriformes; Pipridae. The record is from RefSeq and is a predicted model, not a curated record. Bases 616 to 2340 code for a protein of 574 amino acids. The transcript is spliced from 16 exons.
CGGGAGUGUCUUGGAAGCGCUUGUGUGUGGAGCGGAACCCAGCCAGCGGCUUUUCAUCCAGCGGCAUUGGCAGCCGGUACUCCUUGCGCUGAGUAAGAGGUAGAAGGAGCAUGCAAUGGAUUACCGGGGAUCUGCUUUUAGAUGAAGGCUGAAGACUGGAAGAUCGUAAGCAAAAGCUGCAGCUUGUACUCAUGCAGGCAAGGUGGUGCCUACCUUUCAUGUGGAAAGCUGUCUUACAAAAACUGAGGUUGCGUUUUCCAGAGCUUUUCUAACCUCAUGAAGUUUUUGAUGGGUGCUCCAGGUUCUCCACAAACUGUAUUUAGGUCAUUAUUUUAUUUUUCUUCAAGCAAAGUGUUUGAUCGUGUCUCCAGUCAAGCCUUUUAAAUAAUAAUUUGUACACUCUGGGAGAUCUGCAGGAACCAGUCUUGUAAAAUGUAGCUUUUUGGACACAGAAGAUUGUCUGCUUUACAGCAGUCGCAUAUGGUGUGAUAGCUUCUGUAAGACAGAACAAACACUGAGGAAGCUAGCUAGUGCAAAAAGUGGACAAGUUGAGAAGAAACUUUUCUUUCCAUCUCCUUGGUUUUCUUCUUGCUUGGUGCUGCUGUUGGAACAAGAAUGGGUCAACUAUGUGGACGAUGCAUGCAGCUGCUGCGGGACUUCGUAGCCUUUGUCCAGAGGAUGUCCUCCGAUUUGGUGCACAGUGUCAAGGAAUGCUUGAUUCUGAUAAGCAAAUGCUCCUGCUUAAAACAAAACAGCUCUAAAACCAGGCAGCUGUACAAGCCCAUCCUACAGCCUCAUGAGAGGGUGACAGCACAGGAGUUUCUGCAGCACAUUGAAACCGGUUUUGAAAUGUCACCCCUUGGAAAGGACCCCCUGGAGGCCUUGAGGACCUUAGCCUUUUCAGAAAACCCAGGUUUACAGCAGUCAGCUGCCCUCUAUUACCUGCAUAUGAGUCAGCACAUGAACAUCCCCCUGCCUGUGGAGCAUCUGGAACCCUUCUAUGCCUUACUACGGUCUGCUGACCUGGAGGUGCAGCAGAUGUCUUCCUUGUCCCUUGUCAACUUCUUGCUGGAAGGACAUAUUGACAAAGAAUUAGUUGUUCAAAUGGGUUUACUUGAGCCAAUUCUGGAUCUACUUGAGUCAGAGGAUCCCACUGUCCAGUGUAAUUCCUGUGCCUGUAUCAUGACUUUGGCUGUUUCAGAGUCCAACCGAGAGGCUAUUGGUGCUGCUCGAGGAGUUACACCCCUACUGUCUCUUGCCAAGUCCUAUGAUCCCAGAGUCCAACAAAAUGCAGUUGGUGCUAUUCUCAACCUCACACAAUCAGAGAAAAUCCAACAGGUCCUAUGCAAGGAAGGAGCCCUACCACUUCUUGCCUUGCUGCUGGAAUCUCCUGACUCAGAAGUGCAGUAUUACAGCUGUGCUGCCCUAAGCAACGUGGCAGCCAACGUUCAGCACCACAGAGCCUUGCUGAGACCCGGUGACAGAUUCCUGCUACGGACACUCAUCUCUCUCCUAUCCUCUUCUGUGGACAAGGUUUCAAGCCAGGCAUGUGUUUGCCUAAGAAAUUUGGCUAUCAGUGCGGACAUCCAGGCCGAGAUGGUUGCUGAGAAUGUCCUGUCCAAGCUGUGCUCUCUCCUGGCAUCUGGCAGCGAGGACGUGCGUCGUGCCUCCAUCGCUCUGCUCUGGAUACUGUCCCAGCACCUGCACAACCAGGACACUCUGGCAUGUGCUGAGCUACUGCAGAGCCUGGGGAUGUUACUGUCGGUGCAUAAAACAGACCCUGUGAUUGUUGGACAUACUGCUUGUAUCAUCAAAAACCUGAGCCUUUCCAAAAACAGACAGAGAAUCAUGGAGAGCCGGUGUAUUGAAGGUCUCCUCCAGACCAUGCUUUCUACCGACACUCAAGAGGACUCCCUUUGUUACGUGACAUCUUGCCUUGCUGAACUUGCAAAGCAAGAAGGAGCCACACUACACAUGGUCCAAUGGAUGGAUGAACAUUUGACAAAGUGCUUGGUGAGACUGGCUGGCCAACUGGAACACACUGAGUCAUCCUUUCAAGCUGCCUCCAUCAUCCAGCACAUGAUAGGUCACGAAAAAAUGAUGCUUUUAUGGAAGCAUCACAUUGGAGAGAUUCAAGCGUAUCUCAAGAAUUUUCUUACCCACCGAGAGAUCCGGUUUCAGCAGCUGGGCAUCUCCACAUUCUGCAGACUACGAGAAGAUCCAGAAUUUUCAUUAGCAUUCAGAAAAAGCCAAAUGGCCAAACUCCUUGAGCAAGUCCGUCAACAAACAGAAGAAACUCAAGAGCUCCUUAAGGCAGCUAUUUGCCAUGAAGACAGUUAAGCCAAAUGGCUUAUGAAAACUUAUCACAUUCAAGAGUCUGAACUUUCAGAGAAAACAACUAUUUUCAUCAAUUCCUGUAGUUAAAAGUUUUCCUGCUACUUGCAGUUUCAUCAUACAGAAGAGAGGUUCUGAUAACAAGAACUGGAGCACGUCAAAAACCAAUUCCUUGAACAUUUUGGUUGGCUGCUUAAGUGUGCUUGAGGACAAGACUAUGGUCCUUUCCAAAUGGGGUGUGAAAAACACCCGUUAUGCUUGGUUAAUCCUCCAUGAUUUGUUUUUGGUUUCCUCACCACCACCCCCCUUCAAAAAAAAAAGCACUGUAUUCAUGAGGUUUUCUUCAUAUAACAGGCCAAUUCCUCUGAAGAGGCAUCUCAAGUAUGUGGGUUACUCUGCAUUCAUCUUUAUUUUGUUUCUGUUCCAUGCCCCUUAUUUCAGAGCACACUCCAGGGUCUUUGGAAAAUAACUGAAUUAACCCACAGUAUAAAAGUAGAAAACUACUAACAGGUUACUACAGAAAGUAAGUGAUGAGGGACAGUUCAGAAAUCGCAAGAAAUUUGUAAGAGACAAGAAUGGGGCAAGCCUUCCGGCCGAUCCUUGUCCAAACUAUAGACAGUACUCUCCAGCAGAGGAGCAAAGGCACAUUUAAGGCAAGUAAAAAGUUGCACAGAGCAUGUAUACAAUACAGUAGCAACCAUGAAUUAUUUGGGUGACGUGUUUGAAUACAGAGAUCUGUGUUCUGCAAAUGUUAAAUUAUUUCCAAAGGUACUUGCAACAGGGAAAAAGUAAAAAUAUUUGGUAAAAUUAGGAAUUGUUCUUGUACUUGGAUGCUGAUAACUUCAUUUUAAAAAGAGGUAAAGAACAAAAAACCUAGUAAUAUGUUUAAAUUCAACUAAUUUUCUUACAUGUAUACAGAAUAUGGGACAACCUCCCUCCUUCUCCUCCAGAGAAGAAGCUCUCUCACAAAUACUUAGCCAAUCAAAACAGUAUUUUUCAGGAAAAAAAACGUAGCACAGAGCUUUGAAAUUAUGGGGCACUGCUUUUUUAAUAUAGGUUUUAAUUUGUGAGAGAAUAGUAAUCUAAUAAUAAUAAAAAUAAUAACGAUAAAAAUAAUAAUCUAUUAGUAAUCCAAUUCCAUAUUUGAUCAAUACACUGGUUUUUGAAUACAAAAAUCCUCCUGAAGCUUCACGUUGAACUAGCUGGAAUACUGAAAUUCUGGAACCACUGUUAUAGCAAGCAUCUGCUGCUAGGUAGCAGUUUCUUGUGAAAACAUUUCAGAAGUUUCCUGACUGUCGUGGUGUAACCCCAGCUGGCAGCUCAGCCCCAUGCAGCCACUUGUUCACUCCCCCUAAAAGUGAGAAGACUUGUGGGUUGACAUAAAGACAGUUCGACAGGGAAAGCAAA